Messenger RNA from Actinia tenebrosa (Australian red waratah sea anemone), 1146 nucleotides. Its product is annotated as calcium load-activated calcium channel. Lineage: Eukaryota; Metazoa; Cnidaria; Anthozoa; Actiniaria; Actiniidae. Gene Ontology annotation, molecular function: calcium channel activity. Gene Ontology annotation, cellular component: cytoplasm; endoplasmic reticulum; endoplasmic reticulum membrane. The record is from RefSeq and is a predicted model, not a curated record. Gene Ontology annotation, biological process: endoplasmic reticulum calcium ion homeostasis.
AAAAAAUUCUUUGGACGCCAUUUUUGUUUUCCUUCACUUAAAUUUCUACCGUUUUUUUCCUCUCAAAAAUGAUCGCAGACACGAUUCUUAUCUUUAUAAUUUCUUUAGCUACUGCUUCGCUUUCUGAAGGAAUUACAUACCUUUUGGUGUACAAAACAGAGAAGUACAAGAAAUUGAAAGCAGAAGUGGAAAAGGAUAGUAAAAAAUUAGAAAGACGGAAAGAGAAUAUGACAGAUGCCCCACGUCAAGGCGGUCAAAAGAAGAAACUUGAAAGAGUUGAAGAAAAAUUAAAGAACCACAGCAGAGACUUAUCAAUGGUCAAGAUGAAAUCCAUCUUUGCAAUUGGAUUUACAUUUACUGCUUUAAUCGGCAUGUUCAAUUCCAUUUUUGAUGGACGUGUGGUUGCAAAAUUACCUUUUGAGCCUCAUUCGUGGAUUCAAGGAAUCUCUCAUCGUAACUUGAUGGGUGAUGACUUCACUGACUGUUCUUUUAUAUUUCUUUACAUUCUGUGUACCAUGUCAGUCAGAAAUAAUGUACAAAAGAUGUUGGGUUUUGCUCCAUCAAGAGCAGCCAGUAAAGUAGGAGGCCUUCUUACCCCUCCCCAGGGUGCGAAGUAAAACAACAUCGUCCACUUAGUAAUUAUUCGCCGAAGGUGAAGUGAAUAUCGGGGAAUAUUUACCGAGACGCGGGUCUUUGAGCUGCGAGGUAAAUAUUCUCCAUAUUCACUGAGCCUGAGGCGAAUAAUUGUUUUAGCAUAUACCAACUUGUGUACAGAGUAACUUAUUUUCAUAUACAAUAAUUCAAUAAAAACAAACAAACAGAAACUUAGUUUGCGUUGACAAAUUCACGCAAAACUUUCAGCAAAACGUUUAGCAAACCUUUUAGGCCUUACUUCAUUGCCUUUUUAUUAUUGAUAGGAAUUUUCUCAUCAGAAAUGCCAUUUUGUUGCCGACUCAAUAUUUCGAGAUUCAGAGGUGGAUGUCAUACAAUAUUAACCUCCAAUUAACCAAUGAGCUCGCACGUUCUUAGGAAGUACACAAGUUGGUAUAUGCUAAUAUUCCUUAUCCACCUGAUAUAUUUCAUGGACCUCACUCUAACUUUAUCUGUACUGCUGUUCCUUGAGAAUAAAAUGUUUUCAUUAAUUCA